CUCCCUUCAGUGGAAGCAGCAGCAGUGGCAAUGGAGAGCAUCCUGGAGCUUCAGAGGGACAGCAGAUGGGCACAGAAGGCCAUGCCUUUUGAGCCACAGAAAUGAGUUGUAAGUGCAGCAAUUACUCAGGCCAUGUCCACACUUACAGGGAAUUGACACUGCUGUGAUCGAUGCAGUGGGGGUCGAUUUAGCAGGUCUAGUGAAGAGCGCUCUCCGGUUGACUCCAAUACUCCACCGCAACGAGAGGAGUAAGAUAUCACCAUCCUCCACUAGAUCAAGGAUGCCACAGACAGAACAGAGGCCUUCUUGAUGCAGCAAGGAUAUCACUCACAGAGAAGAAGCUCUUCACAUGGAGCAAGGACCAUGGACAGAUCAGAGAUGAUUUCACGUAAACGUGAAGGAAAAAAAAAUCCCUUUUUGUCUGCUGCAGUUUUAUUAGCGAUUUUUGUAACCAGCAACAAUGGAUUCUUUCUUUCACAAGGAAAUACAAACUUUUACAAAAAAUAUGCACAAAGUUUCCUAUUGCUGUAACAUUUCUAAGGAAAUUCCACACAUAUAUCAGAAAUGGAUGUUUCACAGGACAAAAGAACAGACACAUCCCAUUUGGAUCCCUCAGGUGGAGAUCGAUGAGAUAGCGUGUCCCAUAGAGCAAAGAAGGACUCAGUUAUCCACUUACAUUAUUCCCUGAUAUCCCCAGGAGCAAAAGGUAGAGACAGGAAGCAUGCUGAGCCCUUGAUACGGCUCUUACAGAGUGACUUGCAGACCAGAACCACAUUUAAAAGCCCAGCAUAACCCUCUGGAACCUUCUGAGACAAAGCAGCAAACCCACCACAGAGCCACUGUUCCUCGAGAAGCUACAGAGGACUCUACAAAUAAUAUGCAACUAUCAAAUCUCAUACUGUUCAAUAUGAGACCCACUCUAUGCUACUAAAAUAAAGACACAGGAUCACAAGCAGAAGCCACGGAAUAGUUAAGAGUGGAGUACCGGAGUCGAUGGGAGAGCAAUCAGCAGUCAAUUUAGCAGGUCUUCACUACACCCAUUAAAUCAACCCCUGGUGGAUCGAUCGCCACAGCGUCAAUCCCCAGUGCCCAGCUUGAUAUCCUGAGGUCUGAUUUGCAGAUGUGCUGAGCAUUCAAAGCUACAACUGAAGUCAGUGGGAGCUGUGCUUUGAACAUAGAAAGACAAUUAAAGACAAGUGGAAUUAAAGUGAUUAGAAGACUUUUCAAGUGUGAGAGCCUCUAUAGGAACAGAGAUGAAAAUUACCAACACUGCUCUAUUGGAAAGGAAGAAGAAUGGACCUAGAACAUGAUAGAAAUUACUGCAAUUUGAAUAACUAACUGUGGAAUUCCCUGCUACAGGAUAUUGUUGAGAAUUACCGCAUUGGUGGGUGAAGAUUACAGACUAGAUGUAAUAUAGUUGGAUAAUCUUGUGUGAUGCUUGGAUAGGAAGGUGAUACACACUUUAGAAAUAUUUAAAGUUAAUAAUGCUUGUGGGCUAGAGGUGGAAGUGACUGGGCAGAGCAACAUCAGGAAGACCACCAGGCUGGUAGAGCACAGCUGACCCCACACCAACUAGGGCAGCUGUUGAGUGGGAAGCAUGGAGGAAAGCAGGAAUGAGAAGGUGAACCAAGCCCACAUUCUCUUCGACAGAUUUGUCCAGGCCACAACCUGUAAGGGGACUCUGAAAGCUUUCCAAGAGCUUUGUGACUACCUAGAGCUAAAGCCCAAGGACUAUCGUUCUUUCUAUCAUAAACUCAAGUCCAAGCUCAACUACUGGAAAGCCAAAGCCCUCUGGGCCAAGAUAGACAAGAGGGGCAGCCACAAAGACUACAAGAAGGGGAAAGCAUGCGCCAACACGAAGUGUCUCAUAAUUGGGGCUGGACCCUGUGGCCUUCGUACAGCCAUCGACCUGUCCUUACUAGGAGCCAAGGUGGUGGUCAUAGAAAAGCGGGAUGCCUUCUCUCGCAACAAUGUGCUGCACCUCUGGCCAUUCACCAUACACGACUUGCGGGGCCUUGGCGCCAAAAAGUUCUACGGCAAGUUCUGCGCAGGAGCCAUCGACCACAUCAGUAUCCGUCAGCUCCAGCUCAUCCUCUUGAAGGUUGCCUUGAUCUUGGGAAUAGAGAUCCAUGUCAACGUGGAAUUCCAGGGGCUUGUCUAUCCCCCCGAGGACCAGGAGAAUGAGAGGAUAGGCUGGCGUGCACAGGUCCACCCAAAAACACACCCGGUGUCAGAGUACGAAUUUGAAGUGGUCAUUGGAGGAGAUGGCAGGAGGAACACUUUAGAAGGGUUUCGUCGGAAGGAGUUCCGUGGUAAGCUGGCAAUUGCUAUCACAGCAAACUUCAUCAAUCGCAACACCACAGCCGAAGCCAAAGUGGAGGAGAUCAGUGGCGUGGCCUUCAUCUUUAACCAGAAGUUCUUCCAGGAUCUGCGAGAAGCCACAGGUAUUGACUUGGAGAACAUUGUCUACUACAAAGAUGACACUCACUACUUCGUCAUGACUGCCAAAAAGCAGAGUUUGCUGGACAAAGGGGUGAUACUGCAUGACUACGCAGACACAGAGCUGUUACUCUCACGGGAGAAUGUGGACCAGGAGGCUUUGCUCAACUAUGCUCGGGAAGCAGCUGACUUUUCUACCAAUCAGCAGCUGCCGUCACUGGACUUUGCCAUCAAUCACUAUGGGCAACCUGAUGUGGCCAUGUUUGACUUCACGUGUAUGUACGCAUCAGAGAAUGCAGCGAUGGUGCGAGAGCAGAAUGGUCACCAGUUGCUCGUGGCACUGGUUGGAGACAGUCUGUUAGAGCCAUUCUGGCCGAUGGGAACUGGAAUAGCCAGGGGCUUUCUGGCUGCCAUGGAUUCUGCUUGGAUGGUACGAAGCUGGUCUCAGGGAACUAGCCCUUUGGAGGUCCUCGCAGAGAGGGAAAGCAUUUACAGGCUGCUGCCUCAGACCACCCCUGAGAAUGUGAGUAAAAACUUCAGCCAAUACAGCAUCGAUCCUGUCACACGGUAUCCCAAUAUCAACGUCAACUUCCUGCGGCCAAACCAGGUGCGCCACUUGUAUGAUACAGGAGACCUGAAAGACAUUCACCUGGAAAUAGAGAACUUGGUGAACUCCAGGACACCAAAGCUGACACGGAAUGAGUCUGUAGCUCGUUCCAGCAAACUGCUUGGUUGGUGCCAAAGGCAGACUGAUGGGUAUGCUGGUGUGAAUGUAACAGAUCUCACAAUGUCAUGGAAGAGUGGCCUAGCCUUGUGUGCUAUUAUCCACAGAUACCGUCCUGAUUUGAUAGACUUUGAUUCUCUAGAUGAACGCAACAUGGAGAAGAAUAACCAGCUGGCAUUUGACAUUGCUGAAAAGGAGUUUGGAAUCUCUCCUAUCAUGACUGGAAAGGAAAUGGCAUCUGUUGGAGAGCCAGACAAGUUGUCCAUGGUGAUGUACCUCACACAGUUCUAUGAGAUGUUCAAGGAUUCCAUCCCUUCCAGUGAGACUCUGGAUUUGAACGCAGAAGAGAAAGCUGCGUUGAUUGCCAGUACCAAGUCUCCAAUCUCUUUUCUUAGCAAACUGGGGCAGAGCAUCUCCAGGAAACGAACUCCAAAGGAUAAAAAGGAGAAGGAACUGGAUGGUGCAGGAAAGAGGAGAAAGACCAGCCAGUCAGAGGACGAGGAAGCCCCCCGAAGCUAUAGGGAGGAGAGGCCCACACUUGUGAGUGCCCUGACAGAAAGGAGAAUUGAUGCUGCUAUCGGGAACCAGAACAAGGUGAAGUCCAUGGCAACCCAGCUGCUGGCCAAAUUCGAGGAGAAUGCACCAGUGCAGUCCACAGGCUUACGGAGACAGGAACGUGUUCACAACCAGCUAUCCUGCAGACAGCGAGAGCAGGGCCGCCUUGCUCCCAUGCCUCAGUGGAAACAGCUGAGGACUAAGGAGCGUUCACGGACCUGCCCUAAAAAAGUGAUCAUGCUCUCUCCUUCCUCUUCUCCACCUUCCUCUCCAUGGUAUCCCAGCCAGCAGACAAACAGGGAGCCUGGUGCUGACCCCCCUGGGGAGCAGAGUCCCAGACAGGAAAGGAGAUCUCCUCAGGUUUUUUUUGGUGAACAAGUGCCUGAGCAAGCACUGAAUGUUGAGCAGAGGGCAUGUCAACUGGCUGCCCUCCUGGACCCGAGGCCGACAAUCAGGCAUCAGCCAGAGACUGAACCGUCUCGUCGAUUCUUUGUUGACCAGUGGGAGCGCUCCCUUAGCCUCCGCACUACCAGCCGCCCUUCUUCACCCUCCUCUGACUCUCUCCGACAGAAGUAUAUAAAGAUGUACACAGGCGGAGUGAGCUCAUUGGCUGAGCAGAUAGCCAAUCAGCUUCAAAGGAAAGAACAGCCCAAAACCCUUCUAGACAAGAAGGAACUGGGCUCACUCAAAAAGGAGUUCCCCCAGAAUUUGGGAGGCAGUGAUGUCUGUUACUUCUGCCGCAAGCGGGUCUACGUGAUGGAAAGGCUGAGUGCUGAAGGCAAGUUCUUCCACCGCAGCUGCUUCAAGUGCGAAUACUGCGCCACCACCCUGCGCUUAUCGUGUUACGCCUACGACACUGAAGAUGGUAAAUUCUACUGUAAACCUCACUACUGUUACCGACUCUCUGGUUAUGCUCAAAGGAAGAGACCAGCAGUGGGUCCUCUGUCAGGAAAGGACAACAAAGGAUCCUUGCAGGAAGCCAUGGCAGCUGAAGCAAGUGGACGGGCAAAUUCCAUAGCCAUUUCGGCAGAGAGGACUCCAGGUCCUAAUGUCAAUGGAUUGGAGGAGCCCAGCCUGGCCAAGAGGCUGCGUGGCACGCCUGAGCGCAUUGAGCUGGAAAAUUACCGGCUGUCACUGCAGCAGGAAGAGGAACUGGAAGAGGUUCCUGAGGAGACCCUGGCAGAGCAUAACCUGAGCAGUGUACUAGACAAAGGAACAGAAGAGGACGUGCCCAGCAGUAGUUCAGAAUCUGAGAUGGAGGAGGAGGAGGAGGAGGAGGAAGAAGAAGAAGAGGAGGAACCAGGGCAGCCACAGCUGCCCACCUCAGACCUGGGAGGUGUGCCGUGGAAAGAGGCUGUGCGAAUCCAUGCUCUUCUGAAGGGAAAGAGCGAGGAAGAGCUUGAAAGUCAGAAAAACCACGAGGCUGAAGACCGGGAAGAGGAGGAGGAAGAAGAGUCUAGUGAAGCUGGAAACCUGAGGCUACGGCAGAUUGUAAAUCCGAUUGAUCCCCUGGAGAUCCUGGCAGAUGUGCACUGGACACACAUCCGCGAGAAAGAGGAGGAGGAAAAAAUGGUCCCAAUUUCAAAGUCCUCCACCUCCAGAGCAUCCGACCUUCCCUCCGUACACCGUGAGGCGGUGCAGGCAUGGCUGGAGACGGUCUCUGGAGCCCCAUUUGAGGAGAAUGAAGUGGAGGAUGAAGUGGGCACAGAACCAGCAGAUACAGAAGGGGAAGCAGGCGAAGAUGGAGACACAGGUGCAGAGCUGGAUGAUGAUCAAAGAUGGUCAGAUGACACCCCAUCUGAUGCAGAAGAUGAGUGUCACUUACCUCAAGGGGACAUGGAAGAGCCAGAAUUGAAAGUCUCUGAGGAUGAGCGAGAGGCCACUGCUCCCUGCAGUCUGACAGAAGAUCCAUGCAAACCCUCCACCCCCAUCUGGUCACCCAAUGAGACCGCUGUUCCUCUGUCCCCAGUUGGUAGUCCCAGUGCAGAACAAAUAGAGAAGGCAAAGGAUCCCCUCAUGGCACUGCCCUGCAUGGACAAAUCUCCAGAGACACGCUUUUUUCCUGAACCAUUCCUCCUUGAAGAAAGUCCAAAAGAUGAAAUCCUUGAAGAUCAGAAAGUUAAAAGCCCUUCUGUCUCUCUCUCUCCAAUACGGUCCCAACCAGUUGCAUUGCCAGAAGCCAUCACACCUACAUCACCAGUGCAGUCUCAGGCAGCAACACCUAUGUUGGCUUCAUCCUCUCCCUCUGCCCAGUUGCCUAUCUGUUCCCAGCCUUUGCCAUCUGCUGAAGCAUCCAUUCCAUCUCCAGUGGAACCUCCAGUGUGCUUUCAGCCCGUACCAGCCUUAACAUCCACCCCUCUGGCCCAACUUUCCCUAAAGAGCCAAGAUAAUGAGGUGGAAAAAUUGGGGAGCCCUACUACUGCAGAAGAAGCCCUGAAACGGAAUAACCUCGUAGAGGAGUUCUGGAUGAAGAGUGCUGAAAUCCGGAGGAGCCUGGGUCUCACUCCAGUGAACAGAAGCAAAGGGUCAGAGCCUAGCUUCACUGUCUCAGCCCUUGAGUCAGCUCCGCUGAGUGUUUCAGAGGAGGAGGGGAUCCAUCUUCUAAAACCCCAGCCUGCCCCAAGAAGGCUGAUCAUGUCCAAACUAGACAGUGAGCAAAUGUGUCUGCUGACUCCAAAAUCUCCCUCAGACAAAGAGCUGAAGAGUUCCAAUGAAGUAAAGAGAGACUUAUCCAGCAGCUCUGGAUUGGGUCUGCAUGGGAGCUCAUCCAACAUGAGGACAUUGGCCAGCCAGAGCUUCAAUACAUCCGACUCCACUAUGCUCACUCCACCAUCAAGCCCUCCCCCACCACCUCCUCAAAAUGAAGCACCAGCAACUUUGCGUAGAAAGAGGCAUCAGACAAUUUGGCAGAAUGAGACAGAGUCUAAGCCAGCACCAGCACCAAUACCUCCUGCACCCUCACCUUAUGAGCACAACCCUCCUGCCAAAGAGUCAACCCAGGUCUCAAAAGAAGAAGUGCGGAAGUCAUUUGUGGAGAGUGUGGAUGAGAUUCCAUUUGCUGAUGAUGUGGAAGACACUUACGAUGAGAGAACUGAGGAUACAAGUCUUCAUGAGAAGUUCUUUACACCCCCUACCAGUAGGCCAAGGCCAGAGAAACCUCUUCACCUGCCAUUGGUCAAAGAGAAUGGUGGACCACCAUCCAUGGAAGGAGGAGCGAACCAAAGAAAGAGAGUGCUGCCUCAAAUCUCUCCAGAAGCCAAGGAGCUAGCUGAGGAAAGAAUGAGAGCCAGAGAGAAGUCUGUAAAGAGUCAGGCAUUGCGGGAUGCCAUGGCUAAGCAGUUGUGUAAAAUGAAAGAUCUGGAGGCAGCUGCAGCUGCUGGGGCCACCAAGGCACGAAAAGCCUCCUCCAUGCCCUUGAAGCCCAAAGAGAGGGUUUUUGAGUCCUCAGCACGUUUGGCCAUGAAAGUAGCAGAGAGCCCCACACUGAAACAUGAUGCUGCUAAUGAAAGGUUCCUCUCCCCCCCUGCUGACGUUGCUGGGCCCGAAGGGUCCGUCACCUCCUCAGAGGGCUCCAGUGGGAAAAGUAAGAAAAGGACUUCUCUCUUCUCCCCUCGUAAGAACAAAAAGGAGAAGAAAUCCAAGAAUGACAGCCGGCUUUCUGACAAAUCCGGUGGGCUGGCCGAGGAAGCCACCAAGCCCAGAUCAUUGUGGAAGUCUGUUUUCUCUGGAUAUAAGAAAGACAAGAAGAAAAAGACUGAUAACAAAUCCUGCCCUAGCACUCCCUCAAGUGGUGCCACAGUGGACUCUGGGAAGCACAAGGUCUCGCCAAUGGUUAGAGCAGCAGAUUUGCAGCUCCGUCGACACUUGAGUUUCUCAGAGGACUCUGACCUCUCCAGUGAUGACGUUCUCGAACGAUCUUCUCAGAAAUCCAAGCGAGAGUCGAUUUAUGUACCACACGCCCUGGCAUUCAAGAGAUCAUACUCGUCAAAGAGAGCCUACACUGAGGAGGAGCUGAACGCCAAACUGACCAGGCGAGUGCAGAAAGCUGCCCGGCGACAAGCCAAGCAGGAGGAACUAAAGAGGUUACACAGAGCCCAGAUCAUCCAACGGCAGCUGGAGCAGGUAGAAGAGAAGCAGAGGCAGCUGGAGGAGAGAGGGGUUGCAGUAGAGAAGGCCCUUAGAGGAGAAGCAGACUAUUGGGGAGAGUCUUAUUACAGUGACCUCAUCGACUUGCACCUGGGUGGCAUGGGGAAGAAGGAUGAUCCAAAACUGAUGCAGGAGUGGUUCAAGCUGGUGCAGGAGAAGAAUGCUUUGGUGCGCUACGAGUCUGAGCUGAUGAUAUUUGCUCGAGAACUAGAGCUGGAAGACAGGCAGAGCCGGUUACAGCAGGAACUCCGGGAGAGGAUGGCAGUGGAAGAUCACCUGAAAACAGAUGAGGAGCUGUCAGAAGAGAAGAGGAUCCUGAACGAGAUGCUAGAAGUCGUGGAGCAGAGAGACUCUCUGGUGGCCCUCCUUGAGGAGCAGCGGCUUCGAGAAAAAGAGGAGGACAAGGACCUGGAAGCUGUUAUGCUGUCCAAGGGCUCUAGCUUGAACUGGUCCUGAGCUAACAUACUCACCUCUGCUGGUCUGUGCUAUCCAGUUGGCCCAUGCUGAGUUUGCCAGAACUACCUGGAUCGAGAGAUCUUGAGGGAGAAACCUUGUUAAGGGUUCUGCAGCAUGCAGGAAUUCAGUUUGAAGCACCCAGAAGCCUUUUGACAAGUGGGUUUGGUUCUAGAGGCUUGGGUCCUGCACAACGUCUGCAAACCAAGCUGAAGACGAUGGCCUGAGAUUGUGCAGUCUCCUUGGGGUCCUGUACAAGGGGCCAUCAGGAUUUGUGAUAUGAGGGAAAAGGGUAAACUUUUUGUGGAGGGAUUUAUUACCUUUUAAUGGGGGAAAACCCUUAACCAAACUGGAUUUGCUGCAGUCUGAUCUCUCUCCCUUUUUCACUAUUAGCAUUUUUUAAUAAGAGGGAGAGAAAUGGCUACCCUCUCCUGAAAACCACAGCAGCCUGUAGCAGUCCUUGAGGGAGUUAAGCAGCUAAAGGAGAGCUCCCAAAGCCCAGAGCAGCACCUUCUUUGUUUUAUUGUUCCUCCCCACCAAAGAAACAAACCUGAGGCGAGCAUUAUGUAUGGAUGUGAAGGAACACUGGGAAGAGAAAACAUUGGUGGUGUGUUUGUUUGAAACCUCUUCUGUCCAUCCUGGCUUUUGCAGAGACAAGGGCCUCAGAGGACACAUGCUCACUCUCUCUAUCGUACUCUCCAGAGUUAUGCUUAUGAGAAGAAGAGUAGAGAAAGAGUGGGGAAUUCUCACCCACUUUGCUACACACUGGACAGAGAGCUACUGCUGGUCUUGUGUCUUCAUGGCCACUGUUCAAAGGCCAAUACGUUUCUCUGGUUUGUUUUUUGUUGUGACCAUUUUGACACUGGAAAAUACUGACUUUGUGGGACAAGGGUAAGUGUUUUGAGGGGGGAGAGGGGGGUCGUCAAACGGCAUUUCCCUGGCUUUUAAACCCAGAGAGGGAGCCACCUCUGGAUGAAACGUUGUUGGGACUCUUCCGUGUUUGUUUGUUGUUUUUCCCCUCUCUUUCAUUUUUGCACGUCAGAAAUGAAGCUUAAGACCUGCCUGGGUCCUCAGUCACCUUGACCCUUUUAUGUCAAUUAACUUAUUUUUUUAAUACUUGAAAGAAGAUUCAUUUUUGUACCUUUUAAGAAACAAAUGGACAAGUGAGUGAUGGGUGUGUGCCUGCUGCAUCCCACAAGCUCUGCUUCUAUAUUACAGGACUCUUGUUACCUGUGGCUAUUUAUUAGUAUUGUUAUUAAUAAUGUUAAUGUUACACUUCUUGGGUCGGGGAGGAGUGUGUGUUUUAACUCUAGGAGAGCAAGACACUACCACAGAUUGGUCCCUGCUUUGCAUACAGGGCAGACUUCAUGGACUCAUGUAUGCAUCCUGCCCUAGCCAAGUCCUUUUUAUGGUGAACUCCUGCACAUCCAUGGAGUUGUGAGAAUCCAGUAGUGUUCAUAGCAGAUUUUCCCUCUGUAUCCCGGAUUCCUUCUUUCUGGACUAACAAACCUGUAAUUUAUUUGAAUACCAUUAAUUGUUUGUAACAAGAAAACCAAAAUUGUGACCUAAAAAUUAUCCACCAAUGUCUCCCUUCCACUUAGAGGGUGAACCCUGCCAUUGUAAAAACUGCCUAGACUGACUUCCAGUUUAGCAAAUUAGGCACAAUUCUUUCUGCAUCUGCCAAAGCAGGCUCCUUUCUGCUCCACUCCCAGAGCUGCUGCCUUUGAUCCAGGAGGGUGCCCGUUGUUCUCCAACUUGCAGUAGUGGGCAGGACAUACAGUGAGCAAUCCAGCUACCAUGCUGGGAAGGACUCUGCCAUCUGUCACCAUUUGGCAGACUCCAAAAGUACACUACAUCCUUAACCUAUCCCACUGGGCAUAGGGCAUGAUGCCAGGCAUCCCUCUUAACUUUGAAUUUCCCAGCCGAGUUUGGUUUGUGUCACAUCCUUAGCAUGAUCCAUUGUUAGUGUGUUUUUCUCUGGGGUUUAAGCUUGAUUCCCCAGGUAUCUGAGAGCGAGUGUCCCAUUCCCAAACAAAUCCAUACAGUACCAUUGAGAUUGCCGACGCCAUAGCCUGAAGUACAGGCUGGUGAUGGAACAGAUACACAAUCAGUGGGGUCCUUCUCAUUUAAUCUUCUGCUGUAUCUGAAAGGGACUCUCCUUUCUGCUUUGGGGAGACUCCUUGAGUUACUCGCUUCCAGUGUUCAUAAAGGACAUGGAUCCUUCCUUUUUGGCCAUCUGCUCCCCCCAGCAGAAUCCUCUGGAUUCCUGUGGGAGCUUGGAGGAGCCCCAUGUCUGUUUUCUUGACUUCGCACCACUGUUAGGAACCCAUGCCAUGCCCACUGUACUUCAAGCAGAGGAGGAAUGGAUGGGACACUCUCCAGAGACCAUCUGCAAAGCUGUUUAGUUGGCUGCGGAAACAUACUUGCUCCCACUCGACCCCAGCCCAGCUAGCAGGGGCUGAGCAAGCUGUCUCCUAUGCUUCCUGCUCUUUCCAUCCCAGGAAGUAUGUGACCACAAAUUAAACCCAAGGUUUAGCACAGCAACGCAGAGAGCCAGCCACUAUGUUACUUAACAGUGCACAUGCUAGGUAUCCAGAGCAAAACUCCUGUGAAGUGCUGGCAUUCCCGUGGAAUGUCUGCACAUAGACCUUCACCCGCCUGUGUAGUGAAGCGGCAAGCUGUAGCUGCAGACCCAGCAGGGGGAGUUUACACACACAGUUUUUGUAGGUUGCACCACAAAAAUAGCGACUUCUCACACACAAAAAUUAGGGUGUCUCUUGCUGCCUGUUUUCCUAAAACCAGCCUCAACCCAUUUUAAUAGCACACAGUGUUUGAGGAACACAGCUGAUUUUGGACUGGAGAUCAUUAAAUACGCACUGCAAAUAAAAAACCAAAAAGCUACCCUGCCCUCCUCAUUUAUGCUGUAUAAAAAGAGCCUCUUGACAUAAUAUUUUUUAAAUUGCUGGUGGCUUGUUAUAGAAGAAAUAUGAGGUUCCCACUUUUCUCUUUGUGCUGGCAGACUUGAAUAGUGAUGUCACACAAGGUUCUAAUGUGACAACAGCCCUCCCUGCCCCCAGCUAAAAGGGUGGUGGGGAGAUGCGUGUUCUUAAACUCUGCAACCCUUCAGGUCUCACUGGCCUCAGAGGAGAAAGUAAGAACCUAAUGCACAUGUAAAAACAAGAAAAAAAGAAAAACAAUUUAAAACCAAAAUUGAGGCCUGUUUUACAUCAUAAAACUGUAAAGGGCACAAUUUGUAUUUGCAGUUCACUUAAAUUUUAAGAAAAUCCAUCACAUAAGCACUAGUUUUUAAUUAAAAAUAUUUAGUUUUUGGAAUGAAAUAUAGAGACUCUUGUCACAUGAAACCAUCUGGGUGCGUAUUUUCAAACUGCCUUCUUUGCAACUGCUUCUGAGCAAGGUGUUCUACAGAGCCGUCCCUUGGGUAGGGCGAAUCGGGGCAACCACCUUGGGGGGUCCCGUGGGCCAGCGCGAUUGGCCAGUGCGGUCAGUCGUGAAAGAGAUGAAUCUGUCACUUUCGCCCUGGGCCCCGCUCCCACCUAGGGAUGGCCCUGGUGUUCUAACUCUUCGAGCUAGUAGAGAUGGAUAACAACAAAACUGUGGCAAUGUUCAUUCAGUGAUACGUGCUGCCUUGAAUGUGAGGGAGGCCAAAGGCCUUCAGCCUCGGAGAAAUAUGCAUCUAUUAGUACAAGUGUGUGCCCCCAUAGAUGGUACUAACCAGACCACGGGCUGGCUCAGCAGUGAGGUGAAAGCUGAGUUUGGAACCUAAGCUCCAUGUCUGUUCCUAAACUGGCUGAGACUGGGGACAUGCAGGAGGCAGGGUAUUCAGUCCCUGGGGAGGAAGGAGUCCUAGGCUUCAGACUGCUCAGAUGUGGAUGGAGGACAAUCCAGCGCUGGGCUAGAGGGACUGGUUCAACCGAAUGUGAAGCCCUAACCCUUGCUGGGGAGAAGAAAGAAUAAAAGAGGAAACGGGGGUGAGGGAGAGUCCCCAACCAAAAGAAUUGGGUUUUUUAUUUGGGGCAAUACAAAUAAUUUUAAAACCGAUUUUCAAACUAGAAAUCUCAUCUCCUGGGAACAAGAAUAUCUUUUAAUAUGGAUUCCUUUUUAAGUAAUCACCAAUGACUGUAAAAGCCACCAGGGUUGUGUCCCAAGCUUCAACCCAAGCUGCUGCCCCUGUGAUAGGUGGCCUGAAGCUGCUCUUUGAAAAGAAACUUGCAUUUCAGAUGAAAAAUGGAUUUUAGGAAUUGGAAGAGAGGUAGGGGUCAAUUUGAGAUUUGAAAAGCAAACUGCAUUGACUAGGUAUAAUCCCUUAGGGUGUGUGUCUACCACAGUGCGGGGAGAGCCUCCCAGCCCGGGUAGACAGACACAAACUAGCUCUGCAUGAGCUAGCAUGCUAAAAAUAGCACUGUAGACAUUGCAGCACAGGCUAGCCACCCAAGUACAAGCCUGUCUGAGCCCAGAGGCUAGCCCCUGCUGCCACCCUUGCCGUAAUGUCCACGCUGCUCUUUUGUGUGUCUCUACCUGAGCUGGGAGGCACCUUCUGAGCUGCAGUGUGGACAUAACCUUAAUGCCUGAUCCUGCAAACAACAUACUACUGGGCAUAGCACUGACCACUGUGAGGAGUCCCUUCAGGGGGACAACACAUUGUAGUAAGUACUAUUCUUGAUAAGUCUUUGCAGCAUUGGGUGCUUAGCUAAAUAGAUGUUACAAAAUGUUUCAAGCCAGCUUCUAGAAUCCCUGUCACUUGUUCAGUUUCUCCAACACAUGGGGAUUAUCUUUCUCAGUAGCACCUGCCCCUUUGAUGCUGCGUCUCCGCUGGGAUCUCCUGAUGACUCAGAAUUGGGAAGUUCUAGAAUAUGAUAACAAAAAUACAUAUCUGUAUAAGACUUGCCUUACAACUUUGAAGCUUUCCUGUACUUUCCGAUGGCUUCUUGUUUGGUAAUUAAUUGUUUUUCAAUUCUGUUCAAGAUAUUUAACAUUUAUUUUUUACUCAUUUAUUCGUCUUCCCACCGAACAUAGGAUCUUUCUUCUUGUACCAUAGUCUCCGAGAACAGCUCCCACCUGAAGCAAGGUGAUUUCAGGAAUGUGAUCUCUGUUGGGAGCACAGUACCCAGUGUACAGCCCUUCCUGCUGUGGGCGGUCGCAUGCAAUGAGCUCCACAGCUUUUAAUUUCCAUUCUCUGAAAGUGAGCAUUAAAAAUAGACCUUGAUGGCCGUAUGCUUAGCUCCUGUGGUCAGUCACAAAUGCUCCCUCCCACCCCAGCCUCAUCCAGUAAUCCAGCCCUCCCCAGACAGAGUCUAAACUAUAACGAUGCAGGAAUAAAUAGGGCAGUAAUGUUUCACUAAGGAAAAACUCCUGAUAUCCUUUUCCUUUAAUAAUGUUGUUGCUUGUUCAUGACUGUAUUGGUAUGAGAAAAGUCGCUAUGGUUAAGUAAUCCUGAUUUUAUACGCAUGGCUGAUGCAUUGUGCCCUGAUUCCUUUGAUUAGUCUUAUAAAAUGAAAUUAAAUAAUCCUCAUCUUUGAGAAAUGGCUCCUUCUGCUACAGGUCUCUCUGCAUCAGAGAUGUUCUCCCAAUCAUUAGAAAGGUUAAACAUUCAUGAAUUGCCCAUGCAAUAACCACUCUGAAUCUUGCCCACCUCUUCCCUUUGUGAGUGUCUGAAAUCUCAGAGGUAGAACAGCAAAAGAGCUAAAUACUGGCUUCAUAUUUCCUAAUGCACUUUGUGGGCUGAGCUGAAGAACGCCUUGGGCCAGCUCACGGAGUGGCAAUGUGUGCUGCCUGGAGUUAAGUUCCCCUGUCCCUGGGAUGGGGUUCCCCUGAAGUACUGGACAGAGUCAGACUCCCCUGUACCUAAAGUGGGAACAGACCCCUCCACUCUGAGGAGCAAACUAAGAUGAGGCCAGUGCUUGUGCUCAGGGCUGGGAUCAGGUUGAGAAGAGGGAUCGUCCUUUCAGAGGGGCAACUCGGCAGCCUGUCCUUGUGCACUUGUGAAUCAUGAGAGUCAGUGCAACUUGGUGAGGCCCAAACCCUCUAAAGAGCUGUGCUUCCCUACCUAUACCAAGCCUGCUCUGGAGAUCAUUCCUCCAGAGAAAAACCAUGCAAAGGGAAGGACAUUAAUGUCUUUCAGCUCGAACUUCCAAAUACAAUUUUGUCUUUUUAACUUAACCAAAACUCCAUUUGUCCAAUUGGAGAGUGGCUCCUCUUCUUGCAAACUCCAUUGCUAAACAUAUCAAGAUAGGAUUAUAGAGCAACAGCAGGUUUUAAAACAGUCACGUGAAUCUGUUUUUCUCUCCCUCUGUCUCCGCAUUUCCUGUAAAUAUUUGUUUGUGUGUUGGCUGUACAAACACCAAUGGAUCCUUGGUUCACCCUGGUGGUCAAAAAAUGAGUUUUGCAGUGUCCAGGCCUCCAUCAGAACACAGUGCUUGCACAGAGCUAGUUAGCAUGUUUGUCUGCACUUCGUGGUGGUUUUUAAUAUUUUUAUACAUCCUAAUCAAGAACAUUUUAGAUCAUUUGAAAGGUCUAGAUUGCAUGAUCUGGAGCAGCCAUUGGUUCCAUUUUUUAACAGUUGAUCCUAAAACAUUCACCACCACUUCCUUUGGUUAAAACUUUUAAAAUGAAAUUUUGAUUAACUGUUUACAUCGGAUGCUGAUGGAUAAGAAGCAUUGCAUAAUUUAAUCUCUCAUAUGUAAAAAUGUGAAAAGCCACAACAUGGCUCUCAGGAGUUGGAACUGUUACCAUCUGCAAUAAAAAGAAGUCUCUAAAUAUACCAUGAAACGGCCUGUAUAUAAUUCAUGGGAGAAAUCACUUCCUCCUUGGCUGAUGCACGAUAACAGAGAUUAGACGCUUUCUGAACGUUCCUGCUUUUGGAGAUGCUUAGAACGGUGCUAUAUAGGCAGUGGAGUUGAACAGACAAGGGUGUCAUGAAAGGUGUAGAUGUGAAGGAGAAAAUGCCAUGUUAUGAUGGCACUGCAGUAAUUUAAAUAAUUUUCUCUCUCUCAUAUAUAUGUAUGUAUGUAUAUAUAUAUGUGUGUGUGUGUGUGUGUGUGUGAAGUCCAGUCCAAUUGAAGGGAUUUGCUUUGGCACCUUCCCCUUGGGAUGUGAGUGAACUCUGAUAUUCAGACUGUUCAAGGCUUUUAUAGUUGGUGAGUGUGGAGUGUUAACAGGAAAGUGUGUGCCCUACAUGUAUAAAACAUCCAGCCUGUUUUCUUUGGUUUGGUUGUGUUUUAUUUUUUGUUUUUUAUGCACACUUGCUUUGUUGGUGUUGAGAUUUUAGCACCUCAGGUGGCCAACUGAACUAAAAAAUAAAGUCAUUCAUUAUUUUUUU
This is a messenger RNA of Mauremys mutica (yellowpond turtle), 15653 nucleotides long. It is a transcript of the gene MICAL3, whose product is annotated as microtubule associated monooxygenase, calponin and LIM domain containing 3. The transcript has 49 exons. Gene Ontology annotation, molecular function: protein binding; FAD binding. The record is from RefSeq and is a predicted model, not a curated record. NCBI's taxonomy places the organism in Eukaryota, Metazoa, Chordata, Testudines, Geoemydidae. Bases 1598 to 8320 code for a protein of 2240 amino acids.